Molecule: messenger RNA, 2232 nt
Organism: Serpula lacrymans var. lacrymans S7.9
Lineage: Eukaryota; Fungi; Basidiomycota; Agaricomycetes; Boletales; Serpulaceae
Exons: 17
Coding region: 1-2232 (743 amino acids)
Biological process (GO): G protein-coupled receptor signaling pathway
Cellular component (GO): membrane
Molecular function (GO): NADP binding; mating-type factor pheromone receptor activity; flavin adenine dinucleotide binding
Source: RefSeq, a predicted model, not a curated record
AUGCAUGCAGACGAGAUAACGAAUGACGAAUAUCAUUUCGAUUCAUUCAUUCGAAGAGUAGCUAUCAUUGGCGCUGGGCCCAGUGCGCUCAUGGCAUAUAGAGACCUCAGUGAAGCUGGUUUUGAGCUACGCGUUUUUGAGAGGGAUUCUGUCCCUGGAGGAAACUGGCACUAUACUGAAGAGGCGGCAGCCGAUGCUCCCGUCCCCAAUGCUGAUAUUCCCAUUGCUGACUUUGUGCCGUCGUUUGCCCCAGAAGAAGUCGAUCUUCCUUAUACAGAAGAACUUGAUGUCAAUGACGACCUCCGCAGAGACCACCGUGGUCCAAAACCCGUGUGGGAGUCUUUAAAGUCCAAUGCCCCAGCUAAAUCGCAGCAGAUCACCGAGAUACCUUGGCCGGAGGGUACUCGUUGGGAACUUUCUCAUUACCAACUGCGCAAUUACGUGCGGGCCUUCGCAUCGUAUCACGGUCUAAAUAGCAAUGACGACAACCCCAUAAUGUCAUACAAUACAAGAGUCGAGCGCAUUGAGAAGAGAUUGAACGAGAAAGGUCAGGAGCAAGGUUGGAGGCUGUGGCUCAAAGAACUCGUGCCCAUCGGAGAAAAUAAAUACAGGGCAACCUGGUGGACUGAAGACUUUGAUGCUGUUGUCGUUGCUACUGGCAGAUAUAACGCUCCGUACAUGCCCUCGAUACCUGGUCUUGAAGAAUGGGCACAACGUUUUCCAGGACACCUGAUACAUUCACGGCAAUACCGACGUCCGGAAGCGUUAUCUAACAAGACCGUCUUAAUCGUGGGAGCAGCUACUAGCGGGGGAGAAAUAUCGCGAGACCUGAAUAAAUGGGCCCAUAAAAUAUAUCAGUCCAUCAGGCCAGACAAUAGUAAGCCUUCCUUUUUCUAUGUGAAGUGUAAAGAAGCGAACACCACAAUAGUCCCAGAAAUCAAACAGUUUCUUCCGCUGGAUGAAGACACAACCAUCCAAUCAGCAAGGAUCGAGCUUGUAAAUGGUACUAUCCUAACUGGUAUCGACCACGUCAUAUUUGGUACUGGCUUCCGAUAUUCGUUCCCCUUUUUACCUCAAUACUACGAGGACGCAUCCUACGUACCUCACGAAGGUUCAAGUAGUAAAGUAGUACCGUUCCUUGCCAGGGAUGGAACCCAUAUCCGUGACUUCCACCUCGAUUUAUUCUAUAUUCGAGACCCCACACUGGCUUUCCUGGGAAUGAACUUUGGAAUUCAAACAUUCACUUACACUGAUUAUUUGGCCCUAGCGCUCGCGAAAGUGUGGUCAAACACGGCCAAACUCCCUUCCACCCAGCACAUGUGGCAUUUGUAUCAAGAACGGGUUGUUGAUCGCGGAGGGUAUGGCAAGCAUUUCCAGUUCCUUGGUCCCGAUGGGUUCCGGGCAAAUGUUCGAUUCUAUAUGGGGUGGCUCAAUGAUGCUGCCGCAAAAUACGGUGGAAAGCAGAUCGAUGGAUUACCAAAAUACGUCAACGAGGUUAUUGCAUACUGGGCGAUCGCUCACUACGCAGGGCCUUUGGAAAAUAGGAGCGAUCCUUCAGUGGGUUACAGCUCCUUGGACGGACUUGGAUUCGAUUUUGUUGCUCCUGAGGCCAUGACGGAGGAGGAGAGGCAAAAAAUGGCAUACUAUAUCAUGUUCGACGACAAUUGUAUAGGCUCACUGCUCCUUGAAUUGGUUACACCGUCGGGUUCACUUUCAACGACUUCCGUCAACCCAGACUUGUAUUAUGUGUUGCAAGUUCCUACAUCCAUGUGGGCCGAUGAUUAUGCGAGCCUCUUCAACUAUGAAUCCUAUCGAUGGAUCCCCGCUUUUUAUUCUCUAGCGUUCUUCGCAUUCUUUGGUUUCACAGAAGAAGCUAGACACUUUUAUCGUCUAGCAUUCUCUUGGAUCACUCGACGUUUGGGCUUUCGUUCACCGAGUUUAGAUAUCUCGGGUGCUAGAAACCUGCCUCCUUCUACUCAUUAUGUCCGACGGAAGCACGAUUUAUGUUCAUCCACCAUGUCUGAGGCGUUUGACAGCUCCUUAUACUGUACCCACAACUGUUCGAGUGGCAGAGUGUCCAGUGCUCACGAAGAUAAAGAGAUGCAGGAAAAGAUGGAUCACGAGCUGGUGCAGCCCUUUCAAACUCAAUUAUACGACGACGAAAGUGGUGUGGCGUCACUACCAGAGACAGCAGAGCCUUCCCCUGUCUUCCAAAGAUGUUCUAUUGUUUAA